Thlaspi arvense is the source of this 5051-nucleotide messenger RNA. The record is from the annotation of a GenBank genome assembly. Lineage: Eukaryota; Viridiplantae; Streptophyta; Magnoliopsida; Brassicales; Brassicaceae.
GAAUCGUUGCCAAUAAAUAAUUAUUUAAAUUAUUUGAUUGAUAAUCUCUUGUCGUCUAAAUUCGUCAAAGCCGAAUUGCCCCAUUUCUGACAAACGUCAAUGGUAAUUUACAUAAACAAUGGUUAAAGAUAACGUCACGUGUAUACAUACAUAUGUGGAGAUCGGAACUCGCGAUUCUUAUCAAAGAGAAUCUUUCAUCCUUUUGUUUUGAGAUUGAUUAUGAUUUGUGAACCCAACAGUGACUGCUUCGACUUCGACGUUCUGCUUCAGUGCUUUGCCGAGUUGGAUUCUACCCAAAAGUCUCCUUUUUAUACAACUAUUUAUGCAGUUAGGCGUUACUUAGAUUAUUGGGAAAGCUCCAAUUUUGGGUUGUCUUUUUGGAACAAUCACGAAGCAAAAGGUUUGGGUAUUCAAGAAGAUGGGUUUUGAGGCAUUGACUUGGUAUUGCAAGCCAGUUGCAGAAGGAUUUUGGGAAAAGGAAGUGGAUGGCGCUUUUGGCGCCUACACGCCUUGCGCGAUUGACUCAUUAGUGAUGCUCGUUUCUCACUUUGUGCUUCUGGGUUUGUGUUUCUACCGGAUAUGGAUCAUCUUCCACAAUACCAAAGCACAGAUAUAUGUUCUGAGGAAGAAGUACUAUAACUGUGUGCUUGGGAUUAUGGCUUGUUACUGUGUUGUUGAGCCUGUACUGAGAUUGGUCAUGGGGAUUUCACUCUUUGACAUGGACGGAGAGACUGAACUUCCUCCCUUUGAGGUGGCAUCUUUAAUUGUUGAGGCAUUUGCUUGGUUAUCCAUGCUUGCUUUGAUUGGGCUUGAAACCAAACAAUAUGUCAAAGAGUUCCGAUGGUACGUGAGAUUUGGUGUUGUUUAUGUUUUGGUUGCUGAUGCUGUGCUGCUGGACCUUGUGUUGCCUCUCAACAACUCCAUCAACAGAACUGCCCUACAUCUCUGUAUCAGUUCAAGAUGCUCCCAGGCUCUUUUUGGAAUUCUUCUUCUUGUUUACAUCCCGGAACUGGAUCCUUAUCCAGGGAUAUACUUUGGCUGGAUCACGCCGCUUAUGCAGUUAGGCUACAGAAAACCCAUAACUGAAAAGGAUGUGUGGCAACUAGACAAAUGGGACCAAACAGAAACUCUGAUCAGAAGAUUCCAAAGAUCCUGGACAGAAGAAUCACAGAGACGAAAGCCGUGGCUUCUCCGAGCACUGAAUAGUAGCCUUGGUGGAAGGUUCUGGUUGGGUGGUAUUUUUAAGUCAAUGCAAGAAGGUGAUCCAGCCUGGGUUGGCUAUGUGUAUGCUUUCUUGAUUUUCGUUGGAGUGACACUUGGAGUGCUCUGUGAAGCUCAGUACUAUCAGAAUGUUUGGCGUGUGGGAUUUCGGUUGAGAUCAACUUUGGUUGCAGCUAUAUUCCACAAAUCUUUAAGACUAACUCAUGAAGCUCGCAAAAAUUUUGCAUCUGGGAAGGUCACAAACAUGAUAACUACAGAUGCUAAUGCGCUACAGCAAAUAUCACAACAGCUCCAUGGCUUAUGGUCAGCUCCUUUUCGAAUCAUUGUGUCUAUGGUUCUUCUCUACCAACAACUAGGAGUUGCUUCGCUUUUCGGUUCAUUGAUUCUGUUUCUCCUAAUUCCUCUCCAGACUCUAAUUAUAAGCAAAAUGCGGAAACUUACUAAAGAAGGACUCCAGUGGACUGACAAAAGAGUUGGUAUCAUGAAUGAGAUUUUGGCAUCCAUGGAUACUGUAAAAUGCUAUGCAUGGGAGAAGAGCUUUGAGUCCCGGAUUCAAGGAAUUAGAAACGAAGAGCUCUCAUGGUUUCGCAAAGCACAGUUACUAUCGGCUUUUAACAGUUUUAUACUGAACAGCAUCCCGGUAGUUGUGACUGUGGUUUCAUUUGGGGUUUUCGUUCUGCUUGGAGGAGAUUUGACACCAGCAAGGGCAUUCACAUCUCUUUCUCUUUUCGCAGUUUUAAGAUUUCCUCUCAACAUGUUACCAAAUCUACUAAGUCAGGUUGUCAACGCAAAUGUUUCACUGCAACGCAUUGAGGAACUACUUCUAAGUGAAGAGAGAAUUCUAGCACAAAACCCACCUCUUCAACCAGGAGCUCCGGCCAUUUCAAUUAAGAAUGGAUUUUUUUCAUGGGAUUCAAAGACAACCAAGCCCACAUUAUCCAAUAUCAAUUUGGAGAUACCGGUUGGAAGCUUGGUUGCUGUUGUGGGUGGAACCGGAGAAGGUAAGACAUCACUUGUUUCGGCAAUGUUGGGAGAGUUAUCUCAUGAUGAAACCUCAAGCGUUGUUAUUAGAGGCUCCGUAGCUUAUGUUCCUCAGGUUUCAUGGAUCUUCAAUGCCACUGUGCGUGAUAACAUUUUAUUCGGGUCGGAUUUUGAAGCGGACAGAUAUUGGAAGGCUAUUGAUUCGACCGCCUUACAGCACGAUCUUGAUUUGCUUCCGGGGCGUGAUCUUACAGAGAUUGGAGAACGUGGGGUGAACAUUAGUGGAGGGCAGAAGCAGAGAGUUUCAAUGGCUAGGGCAGUCUACUCAAAUUCAGAUGUUUACAUAUUCGAUGAUCCUUUGAGUGCUUUAGAUGCUCAUGUUGCUCAGCAGGUCUUUGAUAGCUGCAUGAAAGAUGAGCUGAAGGGGAAAACGAGGGUGCUUGUCACAAAUCAGCUACAUUUUCUUCCUUUGAUGGAUAAAAUAAUUUUAGUCUCCGAGGGAAUGAUCAAAGAGGAGGGAACCUUUGAAGACUUGUCAAAAAAUGGGAGUUUGUUCCAGAAACUAAUGGAGAAUGCUGGGAAAAUGGAUGCAACCCAAGCGAUGAAUAAAAAUGACAGGAAGAUCUCCAAGCCGAGUCCUACUCUCACUGCUGAUGUGAGUGAAAGAAAUUUUGGCAGUACCAAGCAAGGAAAACGAGGAAGAUCAGUGCUUGUAAAGCAAGAAGAACGGGAAACUGGCAUCAUUAGUUGGAAUGUUUUGAUGAGGUAUAAAAAGGCAGUAGGAGGCUUAUGGGUGGUUAUGAUUCUCUUUGCAUGCUAUUUAACAACGGAAGUUCUCCGAGUUUCAAGUAGCACAUGGUUAAGCUUUUGGACCGACCAAAGCACGUCAAAGAAUUAUAGUCCUGGGUUCUACAUUAUCGUGUACGCUCUUCUCGGAUUCGGUCAGGUUGCUGUGACGUUUACCAACUCUUUUUGGCUGAUCACAUCAAGUUUGCAUGCCGCUAAAAGACUCCAUGACGCAAUGCUGAAUUCUAUUAUGCGAGCUCCUAUGCUCUUCUUCCACACAAACCCAACUGGGCGUGUAAUAAACAGGUUUUCUAAGGAUAUCGGUGAUAUAGACAGAAAUGUCGCCAACCUGAUGAAUAUGUUCAUGAACCAGCUGUGGCAACUCCUCUCGACGUUUGCUCUUAUAGGUACUGUGAGUACUAUUUCACUGUGGGCAAUAAUGCCACUCCUUAUACUGUUUUAUGCAGCAUACCUCUACUAUCAGAGCACAUCCCGUGAAGUUAAACGUUUGGAUUCCGUUACAAGAUCACCUAUCUAUGCUCAAUUUGGAGAAGCACUGAAUGGUUUGUCAAGCAUCCGAGCCUAUAAAGCCUAUGAGCGGAUGGCCAAGAUUAAUGGAAAAUCCAUGGACAACAACAUAAGGUUCACUCUUGCAAAUACUAGCUCAAAUCGUUGGCUCACUAUAAGACUGGAGACUCUUGGGGGUGUCAUGAUUUGGUUAACUGCAACCUUUGCGGUUUUGCGAAACGGGAAUGCAGAGAACCCAGCUAGUUUUGCAUCUACGAUGGGUCUCCUUCUUAGUUACACUCUGAAUAUCACUACUCUGCUAAGUGGUGUUCUAAGGCAAGCUAGCAGAGCAGAGAACAGCUUGAAUUCUGUUGAACGUGUCGGUAACUACAUUGAUCUUCCUUCCGAGGCUUCAGAUGUAAUCGAGAACAACCGUCCAGUGCCUGGAUGGCCUUCAAGAGGAUCAAUCAAGUUUGAAGACGUUCACUUGCGUUACAGACCCGGGCUUCCUCCAGUACUGCAUGGACUGUCCUUUUUUGUCUCUCCAAGUGAGAAAGUAGGAGUGGUGGGAAGAACUGGGGCAGGGAAGUCUUCCAUGCUUAAUGCAUUGUUUCGGAUUGUGGAAGUGGAAAAGGGAAGAAUCAUGAUUGAUGAUUGUGAUGUGGCGAAGUUCGGACUGACGGAUUUGCGCAGGGUCCUGAGUAUCAUACCACAAUCACCAGUUCUUUUCUCAGGGACGGUGAGAUUCAAUAUUGACCCAUUUAGUGAGCACAAUGAUGCUGACCUCUGGGAGGCUUUACAAAGAGCGCAUAUAAAAGAUGUCAUCACCAGGAAUCCUUUUGGCCUAGAUGCAGAGGUCUCUGAGGGAGGUGAGAAUUUCAGCGUAGGGCAAAGGCAACUUCUGAGUCUAGCGCGUGCGUUGCUAAGAAGAUCUAAGAUCCUUGUUCUGGAUGAAGCAACUGCAUCUGUUGAUGUCAGAACAGAUUCUCUGAUACAGAAGACCAUCCGUGAGGAAUUUAAGUCUUGCACAAUGCUUGUCAUCGCUCACAGAUUGAAUACCAUCAUCGAUUGUGACAAGAUCCUCGUGCUUAGUUCUGGUCAGGUUUUGGAGUAUGAUAGUCCACAAGAACUGCUAUCAAGAGAUACAAGUGCCUUCUUUAGGAUGGUUCACAGCACCGGACCAGCAAAUGCUCAGUACCUCUGUAACUUGGUCUCUGAAAGGAUAGGAAAUGGAAUGAGACUAGAGUCCCUAAGUUACAAGGUGAUAGUCUUAUGCUUAACAGCUGAAGGACUUUGCUACAUUGGUGAGUUUAGAAGGCAGAAGACUGGGACAUGGAAGAAAACUUUUACAAGCAUAUGAUUACUUUUCCCCGGUUUUGGGGUAAUGAGUUUUAAACAGUAUAUAUCAUCUAUAUAAGAGAUUCUUGUAAAGUAUCAAUUACCAAGUGUUUAUUACAAAGACUUUACAAAAUUUAUGAUCUGAAACAAUGUAUACAAGUUAGCCGAGUAUUUUUGGUAAUAUAUAAAUUAAAUAAACUUUAAAAGCAGACAAACCA